Molecule: messenger RNA, 6480 nt
Organism: Pseudozyma flocculosa PF-1
Lineage: Eukaryota; Fungi; Basidiomycota; Ustilaginomycetes; Ustilaginales; Ustilaginaceae
Exons: 4
Coding region: 1-6480 (2159 amino acids)
Molecular function (GO): ATP hydrolysis activity; TBP-class protein binding; ATP binding
Source: RefSeq, a predicted model, not a curated record
AUGGCCGCCACCCGACUCGACCGGCUCGUCUCCCUCCUCGACUCGGGUUCCACGCCGGCCAUCCGAGCGACGGCCGCCAAGCAGCUCGGUCAGAUCGCCGCCGUCCGCAUCCGCGGGCAGAGCACAGCGCAGCAGGCCGCCAGCGUACACUUCAAGUCGUCUUCGGCGGCUGCCGGCGAGCCCCCCUCGGCCGCCUCGGCAGCUGCCCAGAGGCAUCGCGGCGAUGGCGGCUUGGCCUCGGGCACCUCGACCCCGGCCUACGACGCCGAGGCCGACGGCGCCAAGCGCGAGGAUCUCGCCGGCGCCGGCGCCGCCAACACAAAGUACGGCACCAGCGAUCAGCGCAGCAGGCAGCAAAGGUUCGAGGAGCCCUCGAGCGCCGACGACGCCGGCCUCUACCGCGGCACCGAGGGCGACUGGGACGAAAUCAUUUCGUACCUCGCCCGCGUCAUCCCCUUCCUGAGGUCCAAGAGCUGGGACACGCGCGUCGCCGCCUCGCUCGCCGUCGAGAGCAUAUGCCACGCCGCCGGCAUCUGGGACCCCGACAUCGAGGCCACCAAGCCAGGGCAGAGCUCAAAGACGCUCCUCGACGCCGCGGCGGCCGGGGACGAUGCCGCGCAUGCCCAUGCAUCUUCCUCGGAUGCUUCUGCAGGCGGCGGCGACGGCGACGGCCUGCUGACCUUCGACACCUUUUCGCUGCCCAAGGUGCUCGCCAUCGGCACCAAGCUACUGUCCUCGGCCGGCAAGGAGUACGACAUCGCCAACCUCGGCGACCCGAGCCGGCUGGCGCAGGCCAAAAAGGACGUGGUCAGCAAGCUCGGACUCGGUUUCGGCAUGGACAUGGACCUCGGCCUCGACGUCGAAGCCGAGCUGCAGACGGGCGAGGCGGCCAACCCCGCCAAUGGCCACGGCACCGGCAACGGCGCCUCGUCCGCAACGCCGACCGUCGACUGGCGGACGGCGGCCACGUCCGGCAAGCCUACCGGCCUCCCACCCCCGAAAUUCGCCCAGGGCGGGUCCACUAGCCUGCCGCCGCCCAAGUUUGCCGGAUCCACGGCCGCCACCGCCGCCAAUGCCUCGUCGUCGGCCCCCUCGCCGAGCCCGGCACCCUCGGAGACGCCGACCGAAGAGAUUGACAUGAGCAAGCUGAGCGCACGAGAGCGCAACCAGCUCAAGCGCAAGCGGAAGCUCGAAGGCAAGUCGGGCGGCGCCCCGAGCGCCGCGCCCGAUGUCAAGACGAGGAUCGUCGAGGCCAGCGAGUCGCCCGCCCCUGCCGCGUCGAGUACCGGCGUGCGGGUCAAGACGCCCUCGGGCUUCCCGCAGACGCCCGCAACGCCCGCAAACGGACGCGGAGCCGGCGCGACCGACUACAUCAACGCUCAGCCACCUCCGACGCCGCGCAGCCCGGCCGGAGGGCCCGGCUCGCAUCCGGCCGUUACCAACUCGCUGGCCACCCCGACCCCUGUCAACGAAGCGGCCGUCUCGCCCGGCCCGGCGAUGUCUGGCGGAGCCGGCGGCGGCUCAGCCUCGACCUCGUCCUUCAACAGCGGUGCCGCCAGCGCCUUUCAAGCGCGGCCAGGCGAGUGGCCCUUCCGCGUCGUGGUUGAUACGCUGAGCGUUGACCUCUUCAGCCCGAUGUGGGAGACGCGGCACGGCGCGGCGCUCGGCCUGCGCGAGCUGCUCAAGUGCCAGGGCUCCGGCGGCGGCAAGGUGCAGCUGGCCUCGGUCGAGGACAACGCGCGCAGCCACAAGGCGUGGUGCGACGACCUCGCCGUCAAGCUGCUGUGCGUGUUCGCCCUCGACCGCCUGGGCGACUUUGUCUUUGACCAGGUGGUGGCGCCCGUGCGCGAGACCGUCAGCCAGACGCUGGCGUGCCUCAUGCCGCACAUGCCCAUCGUCUCGGUGGUGUCGGUGCACAACGUGCUGCUCCAGAUGAUCCGCCAGGACCACGUCGUCGCCGCCGCUGCGACGGCCGGAGAGGGCGACGCGGGCCCCGGUGGCGGUGGCGGGUCGGGCUUCGCGGCCAAGCGCGGCAGCAAGGGCUACGUGUGGGAGGUCAGGCACGCUGGUCUGCUCGGAUUAAAGUACGAGGUCGUCGUCAAGAAGGACCUCCUCUUUGGGAGCCGCGAGGCCCGUUUCGAUGGCAUGGUCAAGAAGGAGGACGACGACGAGAACGAGGAUGUCAAGGCAGGCAUGGGGUCCGACGCGGCCGCCGCGGCGCCGCCGACCCCCGUCAACAUCCUCGACGACGUGCUCGAUGUGGCCAUCCUCGGCCUCAAGGACGAGGACGACGACGUCCGUGCCGUGGCGGCCGCCACGCUGCUGCCCAUCGUCGACGUCGUCGUCUCGCAGUCGCCCGGCCACGUCAUCCGGCUGCUGGACCAGGUGUGGGACUGCCUCGGCGACCUCAAGGACGACCUCUCGAGCAGCAUCGGCGGCGUCAUGGAUCUGCUGGCCAAGCUCGUCGAGCACCCGGCCGUCAUCGAGCCGCUCAAGGCCGAGGACGGCGAUCGCUCGCUCUCGGACCUCAUCCCGCGCCUCUUUCCCUUCUUCCGCCACACCAUCACCAGCGUGCGGCUGUCGGUGCUCAACGCGCUCAAGGUGUUCCUCACGGUGCCCUCGCUGCCCAAGGAGUGGAUCGACGAGCGCGUGCUCCGGCUGCUGCUCCAGAACCUCGUAGUCGAGGAGCGCCUGCCCAUCCGCCGCGCCAGCGCCGAGGCGUGGUCCCACGCGCUCGCCCACGUCUCGGCGGAUGCGGCGCGGCUCAGCGCGCUGCUCGGCCCCUACAUCCCCAACUUUUUCCGCAUCAUCAUGACACCGCUCGGCUCGCCGAUCGACUUUUCGCUCUUCUACGAUCCCUCGACGGCGCUGGGCGGCGGCGGCGGAGGCGGAUCGUCGUCGACGGUCCGGCACAAUGUCGACAAGAACAUCCUCGCCCAGGACCUCUCGCUGGUCGGCGUCGACGCCGUCAUCCGUGGUCGGCUAGGCGCCGCCGAGGCCCUCGGCGCGGCGAUGGCCAACUGCCCACGGGAAAACGACGAGGCGGCGUUCGGCGCGCUGCUGCGCGACUACCUCGACUCGACGUCGGCGCUGCAAAAGUGCCUCACCGCCGCCGUCAUCCAGGAAUGGGCGGAGCGGGCGUCGUCGGGCGAGCGCGGCGACCUCAAGGACCAGAGUCCGCUCGCGCUCGACGUCAGCGGACGGCUCAUCUCGCUGCUCGAGACGCCCCCGCCGCCUACCUAUGCCGAGAUGACGGUGAUGCUGCAGCGGAUCCAGGCCGAGUGCCAGGGGCUCUACAACGCCUUUGGCCGCGACGCCAAGCUGGCCAAGGCCAAGAUCCCGGCGCUGCCCACCACCGUCGACCCGCUGGGCAUGCUGGUCGACGCCUUCACCAUCGAGACGGCCAAGCACGUGGCGCAGCAGGGCUUCGACUCGCUACUGGUCCAGGUCGGCUCGCGGGCCAAGAAGGCGGCGCUGCCGCUGCUCGAGGACCGCCAGCGCAAGCUGAUCGCCGCCAUCGGCUUCUACCAGGCCACCAAGGACAAGCAGGACAUCCAGGUGUACGCGUCCACCGCCAGCGCCGUCAUCUCGCUCAAGGUGCUCCCCUCGAAGCUCAACCCGGUGAUCCGCAGCAUCAUGAACAGCGUCAAGUUCGAGGAGAACCUCGACCUCCAGACGCGCUCGGCGCGCGCCGUCGCCCGCUUCGUCGCCUUUUGCACGUCGUCGGCGGCCAAGUCGAACCCGAGCGACAAGAUCGUCAAGAACCUGUGCGCCUUUGUCUGCCAGGACACGACGCAGGUGGCCAUCUUUGCCAACGUCCGGGACGUCCACGAGGGCAUCCUCAGCCUCGGCGAGCAGGCGGCGACGUCUUCGUCGGCUGCGGGCCCGGCCCCGGCGGGCAGCGGCAGGUCACUGGGCCGGCCCAAGGACGAGCCUGUCGAGUCGGAGGAGGUGCGCCAGGGCAAGCUGAUCCGGCGCGGCGCCGAGACGGCCAUCGCGCAGCUGGCGGACCACUUUGAGCUGCAGCUGUUCGACGUGGUGCCGAUGCUGUGGGAGUGCAUGAGCGCCGCGCUGCUGCGGACGUUUGCCACGUCGGCGGCCGACGGCGAUGCGGCCAUCGCGGCGCACGACGAGGCGGGACAGGGCGUGCUCGACGCCUGCGCGCUGCUGCGCGUCAUUGUGCCCCACCUCAAGGGCCGGCUGGCCGCGCGCGUCGCCGACCUGCUGCCGGCGCUGACGAUGGCCGUCCAGAGCCGGUACGCGGCGGUCCGCUCGGCGGCGGCCCGGUGCUUUGCGGCCGUCUCCGACUGCCUGACGCAGGUGGCGCUGCGGCACGUCGUCGAGCAGGUGGUGCCGCUGGUGGGCGACGCCGGCAGCGUGACGAGCCGCCAGGGCGCCAUCGAGCUCGUCUUCCACGCCGUCCAGCUGCUCGACCUCAAGAUCCUGCCCUACGUCAUCUUCCUCGUCGUCCCCGUCCUUGGCCGGAUGAGCGAUGCCGACGAGCACGUGCGGCUGAUGGCCACCAACACGUUUGCGUCGCUGGUCAAGAUGGUGCCGCUCGAGGCCGGCCUGCCGGACCCCGAGGGCUUCUCGCCCGAGCUGCUGCAGCGCCGCCAGGAGGAGCGCCGGUUCCUCACGCAGCUGCUCGACGGCAACAAGGUCGAGGCGUACGAGGUGCCCGUCAAGAUCAACGCCCAGCUCCGCAAGUACCAGCGCGACGGCGUCAGCUGGAUGGCGUUCCUGGCAAAGUACCACCUGCACGGCAUCCUGUGCGACGACAUGGGGCUGGGCAAGACGCUCCAGUCGAUCACGAUCCUUUCGAGCAAGCACCACGAGCGCGCGGAGCGCUUCAAGGCGACGGGGUUGCCCGACGCCCGGCACCUGCCGAGCCUCAUCGUGUGCCCGCCGACGCUGACGAGCCACUGGGUGCACGAGAUCCGGCAGUACUCGACCAACCUGCGCCCGCUCCUCUACUCGGGCCUGCCGGCCGACCGCGCGCGGCUGCAGGCGCAGAUCGCGAGCCACGACGCCGUCGUCAUGUCGUACGACGUCGUGCGCAACGACAUUGCGGCGCUGUCGCAACUCAGCUGGAACUACUGCAUCCUCGACGAGGGCCACGUCAUCCGCUCGGCCAAGACCAAGACGACGCGCGCCGUCAAGAUGAUCCGCGCCCACCACCGCCUCAUCCUGUCGGGCACGCCCAUCCAGAACAAUGUGCUGGAGCUGUGGAGCCUGUUUGACUUCCUGAUGCCCGGCUUCCUCGGCACCGAGAAGGCGUUCCACGACAAGUUUGGCAAGCCCAUCAUCGCGUCGCGCGACGGCAAGCUGUCAUCGCGCGAGCAGGAGGCGGCGGCGCUGGCGCUCGAGGCGCUCCACAAGCAGGUGCUCCCCUUCCUGCUGCGCCGGCUCAAGGAGGACGUUCUCGACGACCUGCCGCCCAAGAUCAUCCAGGACAUCGAGUGCGACCUGAGCGACGUCCAGAAGCAGCUCUACGACGACUUUAGCAAGACCGAGGACCAGGACGAGGUCGAGGCCGCCUUCGGCGGCGGCGGCGGCGGCGGCGGCGGCGGCGGCAACCCCGAGCAAAAGCAGCACGUCUUCAAGGCGCUGCAGUACAUGCGCAAACUCGUCAACCACCCCAAGCUGAUCCUCAAGGACGAGGAUCCCAAGCAUGCCGCCAUCAAGCAGAAGCUGCUCAAGGGCGGCGGCAACCUCGACGACAUCGCCAAUGCGCCCAAGCUGCAGGCCCUCAAGCAACUGCUCAACGACUGUGGUAUUGGCAACCCGUCGGCAUCGGCCGAGGCGGAUGCGCUGUCGGCGCCCGAGUCGGCCGUGUCGCAGCACCGCGUGCUCAUCUUCUGCCAGCUCAAGCAGAUGAUGGACAUUAUCGAGACUGACCUCUUCCGCGCCGUGAUGCCGUCGGUGAGCUACAUGCGGCUCGACGGCAGCGUGUCGACCGAGAAGCGGCACGGCAUCGUCCAGACGUUCAACGCCGACCCGUCGAUCGACGUGCUGCUGCUCACCACCCAGGUGGGCGGCCUGGGCCUGACGUUGACGGGCGCCGACACCGUCAUCUUUGUCGAGCACGACUGGAACCCGAUGAAGGACCUGCAGGCCAUGGACCGCGCCCACCGUCUCGGCCAGAAAAAGGUCGUCAACGUCUACCGCCUCAUUACCCGCAACACGCUCGAGGCGAGGAUCAUGGGCCUGCAACGGUUCAAGCUCAACAUUGCCAACUCGGUGGUGACGCAGCAAAACAGCGGGCUGGAGAGCAUGGAGACGGACCAGAUCCUCGACCUAUUCGACGCGCCGACGGGAAAAGACGGCAGCGACGGCGCUGGAGCGGGGCGCAAGGGCGUGGGCGCCGACGGGGGCAGGAUCAGCCAAAAGGCGCUGCUCGAGAACCUCGAGGCGAUGCCCGAGACCGAGGAGGCAGAGUAUGCGGCCAUGAGCGGCUGGAGGCCCGACCAGGCAUCGUAG